Solanum lycopersicum (tomato) is the source of this 1266-nucleotide messenger RNA. RefSeq lists its product as uncharacterized. Gene Ontology annotation, molecular function: DNA-binding transcription factor activity. NCBI's taxonomy places the organism in Eukaryota, Viridiplantae, Streptophyta, Magnoliopsida, Solanales, Solanaceae. The record is from RefSeq and is a predicted model, not a curated record.
UCUCUUCUCUUUCAACCCAUCUGUGGCGCCGCUUGGUCUAGGCCAAGCGUUGUCGCAUAAAUAAUGGACAAUUUUGAUACAUCCAUUGUGCCAUAUCAUGAUCCUUUUGAUGAUAAUAUUCUUACCGGACUUAAUUUUUCACUCUUUGAUGAUGAGAACCCAACCAUUGAUGGUGACAUCAACUACCAAGUACCCAUUAAUUUAAACCCAACCAUAGUCGGCGGCGAUAACAACAACCACCAAGGACCACCCAUUAAUGAAAAUAAAACAAAUUUGAAUUAUAGUUUAAGUUUCCCUGACUAUGAUCCAUAUUUGCUUGAAAUUUCAUUCGAUAGUGGAGAUGGAUUUAUUGGGGGUAGUACCAAUCCAGAGGGUGAAGUUCCGGGGAAUAAUAAUUGCCAAAUUCUAAGAGAAAUAAUUCAUGACAAUGGUAUGAUCUUAUCUAAGAUUGGAAUAUUUGGAACAAUAGGAAGGAUCAGUCAUGCAAUUGUUGAGAAAUCCACAAUGGAUGAUCAUAUGUCAUCAGAUACAAUUGAUUUUAGCAAUGACAGUAUAAGCAAAGUGAAGGAAUUUUUAGUUCAAUAUUUCGAGGGUUGUAAGAAGGAUGGUUACAUAGUGCUCGAAGAUACACUCUCUGAAUUCUACCAAACUUUAAGUGUUAAUUCUGGUGUCCGUACUAAUGACAUUAAUAAUCUACUUCAGUUAUCUACAACAAAUUUGCAUCAUAAUGUUCUAACGGAACAGCAAGGAAUGGCAAAUGAAAAUGAGGGCACUAAUAGUGGCGUGAAUCGUGGAAAGAUCUCUCUUUCAGAACAGAGGAGAAGAACUAAAAUGAUGAACGUGAAAGACUUUGAAGACUAUCUUCAUCUUUCCAUUCAGGAAGCAGGUAUCAAAUUGAACUUGUGUCCUACUGUGAUGAAAAGGGUUUGCCGAAGGGAUGGCUUGCGCAGAUGGCCAUCGAGAAAGAUUAAUAGCAUUAAGAGGAAGAUAUCGAAGCGACAAGAGAGUUUAAACUCUAUUCAUGCUGGAGAAAGGAAGAGUGCAAAGGCUGACAUUGCGAAGCUGGAAAAGGAACUUGCAGCCAUUUACAAUGACCUCACAUAGUAACUAGUAAUUUUCAAUCAUUUUUUCUGUACAGAUUUAGCUUAGUACAUAUAUUUAUAGUUGAAGGCAGAUUUAAAUGUACAAAAUGAGCUAUAUUGUGUAUGUACAAAGCUUAAGAGUUUGAAAUAUUUUUUCUGUAAUAAAGUUUGUUAUGUAGCAUAA